AGCAGCACUGAAACACCGUUCAUUCCACCUCCCGCACGACCGACGCGUUCCCGACUCGUCCGACAGACGCCAUGGCAGCCAUGGACGUGGAAAGCGUGAGCACUGGACGUGUGGAGGUGGAGGCAGAGGGCCUGUUGGGCGAAGAGAAGGCAUCCCACCGCCAUGGGCAGCGUAUGGUGCUGAUUGGCCUAGUGCUGGUUGGCCUGGUGCUGGUGGCUGCUGCCACAGGGAUUCCACGCAGCAGGGCCAGUGCCAAAGACGGCCUUGAGGCGGACAUCAUCGACCUGGCUGGCUUUCCCAACAAACCUUGGCAAUAUGACCCCGUUUGCAAGCUGACCAAAGUGCACAAGAUGGCAGAUGGAGUCUAUUGCGGACCGGUGAUGUCCACUGCUGGCCAUGGAGGGAGAACAAAGGCCUGGUACAACAAUGGUGACCUGUAUUUUGGCGAAUGGAAAGACGGCCAGAGGAGUGGAGAAGGGAUCAUGAACUAUGCCGACGGCACCAUCAAAACAGGUCUGUGGGAGGCAGACCAAUUCAAGGGUGAGACAUCGGAUCAUCCACUUGCCGAUCAACAUGCAGCCAAAAAACAUGAACAUCCACGUGAACGUGCCAGUCACCACGUUCCACGCCAUGAACCUCGUGAGCAUCAUUUUGGUUCGUAACUUGUUUAACUUGAUUUAACUUGUAACUCUUCUGCAAGGCAAACAGCUGGCUGCAGAAUGCCACUGAUAAAAAGAC
Molecule: messenger RNA, 738 nt
Organism: Durusdinium trenchii
Lineage: Eukaryota; Dinophyceae; Suessiales; Symbiodiniaceae
Source: the annotation of a GenBank genome assembly